GAGCAACGCGCACAAGACUUCUCAAUAUGAUGGAAAAUCUCGAAGCUCCCCACCCUUACGGAAUUCUGCAAUGGCUUCAAAUGGCAGAGUUUCGCGCCUUUGCCUUUGAUAACCUGCGGGUUGACUGUGUCAAGACCUGGGCUGGUUACAAAACCCAAGUCCACCCCUGGUGGAUUUUCCUCCUCCUAGGAAGGUUUAUCGCGACGAUGCUUGGCCAAGAGAAGUUUGAAUGCACAGUCGGUGGGAACCGCUACCAGUGUCCUAGACCUGAAGAAGAGAAGAUGGAGCUGGAGUACAGGUAUGAUGAAUGGGCAUAUGAGACGGACGAUGUGUCAAUCGACAGGCCUUAUGAGUAUGGAGAUUUAUUAAACUAAGACGAUAUUGCAAUGUGGCUCUAUUUGGAGUUGAUAUAGCUGAUAGCUGAUGCUUGCAUCGCACGCCUUACUUCGACGGUGUUGCUCCUCGUUUUACAUCAAUCUCUGAAAGUUCUAGGAUAGAUGAACAAUAAAACUUGA
Fusarium oxysporum Fo47 is the source of this 515-nucleotide messenger RNA. RefSeq lists its product as uncharacterized. The transcript has a single exon. Lineage: Eukaryota; Fungi; Ascomycota; Sordariomycetes; Hypocreales; Nectriaceae. The record is from RefSeq and is a predicted model, not a curated record. The coding region runs from base 27 to 374 and encodes 115 amino acids.